UUUGAUUUGUCCUGUAAAACUUUUACAAUCACUUUAAUUUAGGCAAAUUGAUAGAAAAUGGGGAUUUGUGCUGACAGGAUGCACCUUUUAAAUCUGUACCAGCAAGAAAACCCCAACCUCAAAGAUUUGUAUCUGCAGCCUGCUCAUCAAGGAUUAGUGAGAAAAUGGGAAUUAUCGAAGGAGAUAUAUCAUUCAAGUUUGAAAUAAUUUUGGACCUAAUCUCAGAAUGAUUUUCAUAGCUGCCCUAAGAAGUCUAAAAGGCACUUCCCUCCAACAUGUCCUCAGUGCCACUACACUCAACUGCUAUGUUCAAGUAACAACAAAAUAGUCCAACCAUGCUGUCAAGGUCCUUUAGCCCAUGAGCUUUCACUUGCCGAACUUCUCUAGUCCCUGACUCGGAAUUGUCCACAGUUUUCCAAGUUAUAUAGACUCCAUGCAUUCGUCUGUCAAUGAUCUUCUUAUCUUUCAUAGGCUCGGUUGUUUUACCUGUCUCGCUCUCUUCCAACACUCUCCUUCUCAAAAUGAAGAAUUUUUCGUACCUGUCUUUUCCCCACUCUACUUCGAAAACCAAACUAUCACCUCCACUCCCUGCUAUUCGAGGGAAACACAAACCUGUAUCAGAUAAAGCUGACAGCAGGAAAAAUCCUGACUAUGCACAGUGCAGGAUUGAAAAGGAGCUAAAACGUGGAUUAAAGGACCCUCCCAUCAAUUGCUCGUAUGGACCUAUUGGAGACAACAUAUUCCAAUGGGAAGGAGCCAUUAUAGGACCUUCUGAUACACCAUUCGAACAUGGUGUCUUCUUUCUUUCUAUCGACUUUACUGCAGAAUACCCUUUUGUCCCUCCCAGGAUCAAGUUGAAAACUAAGGUAUUUCAUCCAAACAUCAGUCAAGAUGGAACUGUAUGUGUGGACAUUCUUGGAUCCCAAUGGACCCCUGCACUGACCAUUGAGAAUCUGUUGCUCUCCAUUUGCUCAUUGCUUCCAGAUCCAAACCCUGAAGAUCCAACAAGUCCUGUUUGCAAACUUUACAGGACUAACAGAGAGGCUUACAACAAGAAAGCAAGAAAAUGGACUAAGAUGAAAAUCAAGCAAAGAGGCAUCCAGGCCACGGUGAAAGGAUUUCAGUGAAACAGUGAUUGAUCAAAUGGUUAGCAGGUGGACUUAACUUUGGAUGUUCAUGUAUUACAGUGGUUAUCAAGGGAGA
Populus euphratica (Euphrates poplar) is the source of this 1203-nucleotide messenger RNA. RefSeq names its product ubiquitin-conjugating enzyme E2 D2-like. Lineage: Eukaryota; Viridiplantae; Streptophyta; Magnoliopsida; Malpighiales; Salicaceae. The record is from RefSeq and is a predicted model, not a curated record. The coding region runs from base 450 to 1127 and encodes 225 amino acids. The transcript is spliced from 3 exons.